Messenger RNA from Microthlaspi erraticum, 240 nucleotides. NCBI's taxonomy places the organism in Eukaryota, Viridiplantae, Streptophyta, Magnoliopsida, Brassicales, Brassicaceae. The record is from the annotation of a GenBank genome assembly.
AUGUCUCAGACUGUGAUUCUGAAGGUGGCUAUGCCAUGUGAGGGAUGUGUAGGAGCUGUGAAAAGAGUCCUUGGCAAAAUGGAAGGUGUGGAGUCAUUUGAUGUGGAUCUCAAGGAACAGAAGGUAACGGUGAAAGGCAACGUGCAGCCAGAAGCUGUUCUGCAGACUGUCUCAAAGACAGGAAAGAAGACCAGUUUCUGGGGAGACAAGGCUGAAACCGCUGAAGCUGCCAAGGCCUAA